Rhizophagus irregularis DAOM 181602=DAOM 197198 is the source of this 648-nucleotide messenger RNA. RefSeq lists its product as uncharacterized. Gene Ontology annotation, biological process: recombinational repair. The record is from RefSeq and is a predicted model, not a curated record. Lineage: Eukaryota; Fungi; Glomeromycota; Glomeromycetes; Glomerales; Glomeraceae.
CUAAUUGCAUAGUCGUGAAGUUAAAUAUUACACGUCUUAUUUAUUAUUUUUUUACAUAGCUGAAAUGUUCAUGAAAGAAUUUAUCAAAAAUACUAUGAAAAUUCUUCAAGAAAAGAGUCAUUCAGAAAAAGUAGGAAUUACUAUAGGACAAAUUAGUAACAUUCAUUCAACCAAGAAAGUUCUCACUUUAAAGGAUUAUACAGGCGAAAUUAAGGCCUUGAUCCAAGAAAAAGUUAUUGAAGCAUACAGAUCAAUGUUGUGUAAAAACACAAUUCUUGUCCUAAGAAAUGUUACGAUUCAAAAUUCUGAAGGGUUACCACUUUUCAUCGCCAUUACGUUUAAAAAUAUUUAUAUGAUAUACGUAGAUGAAUUUAACAAAGUUCUUGGACAUGGAGCAAAGAACAUAAACGGAUUGGGCGAUAAAGCGAAAAACAAUUCUCCAAGUAGUUCAAUUCAAUCAAAUUCUGAAGAAUCUUUAUAGAUGGUGAAAUUUCGCGCCAGAAUGAUAUGUGAAAAACUAUGAGUUAAUUAAUUUCAUAAUUCAUAAAUUAUAUUGAUAACUUUCAAAUAACUGUUUUUUAAAUAAAAUUCAUAAUUUGUUUAAGAAAUAUUGUAAGGCAAUGAAUCAAAUUUUUUUUUACAAUUCUU